Ustilaginoidea virens is the source of this 1410-nucleotide messenger RNA. RefSeq lists its product as uncharacterized. Gene Ontology annotation, molecular function: ATP binding; ATP hydrolysis activity; four-way junction DNA binding. Bases 1 to 1410 code for a protein of 469 amino acids. Gene Ontology annotation, cellular component: replication fork; Rad51C-XRCC3 complex; Rad51B-Rad51C-Rad51D-XRCC2 complex. Lineage: Eukaryota; Fungi; Ascomycota; Sordariomycetes; Hypocreales; Clavicipitaceae. The transcript is spliced from 6 exons. The record is from RefSeq and is a predicted model, not a curated record. Gene Ontology annotation, biological process: reciprocal meiotic recombination; meiotic DNA recombinase assembly; DNA repair.
AUGUGGGAAAUGGAUUAUCAUUCCAUCCAUGGACACGACUUAUGCAGCUUUGAUGCGCCAGGGACGCAUCGACUUCCAACGGUACAGGCAUCACAAGCCCUGGACGGGCUGCAGGAUGGCAGCGGCCUGUACAUCUCCACUGGCUUGGAAGAGCUAGAUGCAGCCCUUGCGGCUCCGUCUCCCUCGGCAUGCCACGACGCAGCUUCCCCCGGUGGCGUCAAGAGAGGCCAGGUGACAGAGAUAUGGGGGCCGCCCGGCACGGGCAAGACAGCCAUUGCACUGCAGCUGGCUAUAAGCUCGAUCCGCAACGCAAGCAAUGUCGUAUGGAUUGACUGUUUCCACGAGCUACAGGCUGCUCGCUUGCGACAAGUGCUGGCUUCAGCCCAUGUUGCCGUCGAUGAUGCUGAGCAGGGCGACAGGCACUCGGGCCUGGCCUGCAGCAAGUUCCGCCAAGUUUCGUGCCUCAGCCUGCCGCACCUGAUGGCCCUGUUAUCGAGACCACACGCCAAGGUCAUGCCGCACAGCGUCGCUCUUGUCGUCUUAAGCAAUCCUUCCUCCUUGCUCAAUUCCUGGCUUCCAAAGACGGCGGACGGGCACGCAGCGAGCCUGAAACCGAGCAAGGGACCGGCAGCGUCGACGCGACGACGCCAGGGUCUGCAGUUCGUGAUCAACGCGCUGCAGAAACUGGCAGCGGCCAGGAACUGCGCCGUCGUCGUGCUGACGCAGUGCGCCACCAGGAUGCAGUCGGAACACGGUGCUGCUCUCGUGCCUGCGGUGAACGCGACGGUCUGGGACCACGGCGUGUCGACUCGCCUGGUCACGUUUAGGGACUGGGCACGAAGAGACGGCAAGCUCGUCGGCAUCUUCCUGGCCGGGCUGCAGAAGCUGGACGGGACGCCGAGCCCGGAGACGCUGGAUGGUGUUGCGGCAUUUUGCGUGGAUUCGGCCGGCGUCGCAAAAGUGGAUUAUGAUGCUGCGGACAUCCCUGCAGGCCGUGGUGACGUGUUUCAGCACAAGAGAAAGCUGGGGCAGACCGACCUGGAGGUCCCCGACAGCGAAGAGGACGAGGACUACGGUUGGGCGGGAGACGACGAGGCGAAUCUUCCGGCACCGCCUCCUCAGUGGCAGGGCAGCGAGGAUGUACUUCUUGGCCAGGAACUGGGCCAGAGCGACGAUGACGAUGGCAGGGACUACGGAGACGGCGGCAGGGACUACGAGGACGACGGCAGGGACUACGAGGACGGCGGCAGCGACUACAAAGACGGCGGCAGGGACUGCGAGGGCGGCGGCAGCGACUACAAAGACGGCGGCAGGGACUGCGAGGGCGGCGGCAGCGACUACAAAGACGGCGGCAGGGACUGCGAGGACGACGACGGCGACAGCAUGAGCUCUGCAGAAGGGAAUCAAUGA